UCACACACACAUUGGGGGGGUCCCACACACAUUGGGGGGGGGUCCCACACGUGUGGGGGGGUCCCCAACCCUCCACGUGCCCACGGGGACAAGCUGGGGGCGGGCGGGGGGGGAGGUGGAUUUUAGGCGGAUUUAGGUGGAUUUUACCCCCCCGUCAACACCGUGGCUUUAUUUAGGGCUGGGGGGGGCUUUGCCUCGCCCCCCCACACCACCAAAAGCUCCUUGCCCCCCCCCCCCCCCAAAAAAAAAAUAAAACCCGGCCUGGCUGCAGAGUGCAGGGCCGCGCUGCGCCCACACGGGCCUGGCUUUUGGGAGGGGGGGGGGGAAUAAAUUUUGGGGGGUGGGCAGCGAAAGGGGAAGGUGGAGGAGCCCCCCCCCCCCAGCCAUGGGUGCCCCCCCCCGGGCUCUUUCCCCUCCCCGGGCCUGGCCAACUUUUGUUUGGUUUCUGGGGAUUUUGGCGGCCAGGCCGGGGAGGGGGUGGGGAGCCGCUGGCUUUUGGCACCGGCCCCCGAAACGCGCACUCGAAAGCGCCUUUGCUUUGGGGGGGGGGCCCAGAGGCCUCCCUGCACCCUCUGCUCGAUGGGGGGGUCCCCACGAGCCCCCCCAAACCCCCCCAAGACCCCCCCAUCCCCGCCACCGAGGCCUGGAAGCGCCAGGCUGCGUUCGGCCUCCGCUUCAAAACACUGAAAGGAAUCAAACCAAACCACCCCAAAACCUCGUGUUCCCCCCCCCAGGACCCCAAACCCCCCCCCCAGGACACCCCUCAGGGCCUGGCUGUGGGGUUGGGGGCCGGGGGGGGGACCUGAGCCCCCUCGGCCGCUGAGUAAUCCCAUUUCUCGCUCCAGCGGAGCGGGCAGGGCCCGUGACUAAUGGGGCGCCCUAAGGAAACACUGCCUGUCCCCAUGGGGGUGUUUGGGAUUUUUUGCCCCCCCCCAGGACCCCAAAACAAGUGGGGGGCUCAGCAGGAGCAGGAGGUGGCGGAGAAAGCCAGGGCAAAGAGGCGCCGGGGUUGGUUUCCCCACCACGUGUGCCUGGGUCCCGUCCCCCCCCCUAAAAAAAGCACCGGCAACACGAGCGGCCCCGGCUCAGCCCCCCCCCCAAGUUUUGUUCCAUCUUUCACCAAAACCCCCUGAUUUAUGCCCGGAAACAUCUCCCGAGGGGAAACUGAGGCACGUGAGCUGGGGGCUGGCACCACCAGGGCCCAGUAGGGGUUUUGCUGUCCCCCCCCCCCUCCUGGGGUGCAAGCGGCUGGGGACGGCGGUGGCACCCCAUUCCCUGACCCCAUAAGGUGUCCCCCCCCCUCAUGUUGUGGCCAGGCCCUUAUUUUUUAGAACCCAUUAUUAAAUUUUUAUGGGGACCGGUGCUGCUGCAGGGCCCCGAGUGUCACCCACCCCCUUCACCAGGUGUUCGGGGCCUUUUUGGGGGCAUUUGGGGCCUUUUUGGGGUCUUUUUGGGGUGGGCAGGCUCAGGCCCUUGGGGACAAGCCGAGCCCCCUCAGCAAUGCCCUUUGGGGCCAGCUGGCCCCGGUGGCAGCCGGGUGGGCACGUGUGGCCCCCCACAAGCUGGAUCCACGUUAAUUAAUUAACGAACUCCCCCUGCCCGCCCCCAAAUCGCCCCCCCCCCCCGUCCCCAACGGGGCCUGGCACGGCCGGGGCCCAGCUGGGCAGCUCCGCCCCCGCUCCGGGCACCGGUUGCAAAGUCCAGGAGCAGAGGUUGGGGGCAGAGUCCGUGCGGGGGGGGGCACUCAUCCUGCCCCAUAGCGUGCCCUCCCACCCCAGCCCCCUUUUUUUAUUAUUUUUAAUUAUUUUUAAUUUAUUUUUAAUUAUUUUUAAUUUAUUUUUAAUUUCUUUUGCCCCCCCAUGCAAGGACAGGACGGUGCCACCUUCCCGGUGAUGCCCCCGGGUGCUUCAGCAGCUGGGUGGGCUCUGGCCCCCUUGUCCGGGGGGGGGUCCCAGGGGUUUGGGGGGAGGCGUUUCCAGCCCCCCCCAGCUCCUCCCUGCGCUGCUGUUGGGGUAUCUCGGCCCCCAGCCCCUUAUCUCCCCUCCCCAAACUUCCCCGCCCGCUGCUGCGCCCGGAGAUGCCGCGGCCUUUUCCAGGAGGACCCCGUUUUGGGUGAAAAAAGGCCAGAUAAGGGACUAUCGCCCCGUUGGGUGCCCCUGUGGCCGCGCCCUUUUUACAAGGGACCGGCCCCCAGCACCAUGGGGACAUUCAGCAGUCACCAAGGGGUGGCCCCAUGGCGUGGGGGGGGUCCCCAACCCCCCCCUAUUCCACGGGGUCCCCGCCGCACUCCCUUUGCCCACCCACGACCUUGGCCAAGGACGGCUCCCGCUGUGGGGCCGGGGCCGUGGCACCGUGCAGCGGGGCGGGGGGGACAGAUUUGGGGACAGUGGCACCCCGGGGGUCCCCAUCCCCGGGGGGGGGGCUGCGGGGCCGAGCACCGGGGGCUGGAGCCGCCGCGGUGGCCCCACGUGCGCCGCCUCUGCUCGGGGAUGGAGGUUUUAAAAAUAGCCGGGCCCGCUCCCAAGGCUUUGUAGCCACGUUGGGGUUGGUUUUUGCCCCCCCCAAGGGUGAAACCGAGCUCAGGGGAAGAGGCUCCGUCCUACAGGAGCCGGGGCAGACAGUGGGGUGGCAUUUGGGGGCCCUAAAAGGCUCCGGGGGGGGCCCACGGUGGCCUGGGAGGACCUGCAGAAACGUGAUCCGCCCCAAACGUCCCCGCUGCUGGCGGGGCCGGGCUGGCCGCCCGCCCUCUGACUCAGAUUUUCUCCUCCCGUCCCCCCCCCCAGCACCAAAUGGGGACGGAGCCCGGUGGCGGCAAGGCUCCGGCACGGGGGCGCGACGGCGAGGCCGAGUUUGGUGCCAGCGGGGUCCGUUCUCGCCCCUUCCCCAUCCCAAAUCCCCCAAAUGGACCCGGGAGCUGCGCCGUGGCCCUCAGAGGGCUCCCACGCGUGGGCCGUGGCCCCGAGCCCGGGGUGCCGGCGAGUGGAGAUCGACGAGAUGCCAGAAGCCGCAGUGAAAUCGUCCUCCAACAAAUACCAAGUCUUCUUCUUCGGGACCCACGAAACGGCAUUCCUGGGGCCCAAAGACCUCUUCCCCUAUGAAGAAUGCAAGGAGAAGUUUGGGAAACCCAACAAAAGGAAAGGGUUCAGCGAAGGUUUGUGGGAGAUCGAGAACAACCCGACCGUCAAAGC
Anas platyrhynchos (mallard) is the source of this 3188-nucleotide messenger RNA. The record is from RefSeq and is a predicted model, not a curated record. Lineage: Eukaryota; Metazoa; Chordata; Aves; Anseriformes; Anatidae.